This is a messenger RNA of Danaus chrysippus (African queen), 219 nucleotides long. NCBI's taxonomy places the organism in Eukaryota, Metazoa, Arthropoda, Insecta, Lepidoptera, Nymphalidae. The record is from the annotation of a GenBank genome assembly.
AUGGAUGCCAGUAUUCUCGCAACCAUGGACAAAGAGGCACUGAAAAAGCAGAUCGAGAACAUGAAGUACCAGGCCUCCAUGGAACGCUGGCCGCUGUCGAAAAGCAUUGCAGUGAUGAGGGAGUACGUAGAGGAAAAUGAAAAGAACGAUCCUCUCAUACACGCCCCCGACAAGAAAAACAAUCCAUGGGCCGAGAAAGGGAAAUGCAUCAUCAUGUAA